CCGUCACACGUCUCCCCUCCUCUCCUCCUCUCCUCUCCUCUCCUCUCUCCUCCCUCACACGCCCUCGGCCGCCUCCCUCCGAGACCUCCUCCCUGGCCUGCCUGUCCAGCCGAGUGCUCUGUGACCAUACGAUGCUAUGGAGGGCCUGAGUAGAACACUGUGUUUGACCGCCGUGCUGCUUAUUCUGACAGAGGUGCGCCCAGAGCUGGUCCGCGUCCCCCUGAAGGUCCAACACGGCGUGGAGGGACGGUCCGUCCUGCUGGCGGUGGAGACCCUCUUCCGGCUGAAUGAGUCGGAGGUCCAGGGCACGUGGUCCCACACCAGGCCCAGCGGCGCCCGGACCACCCUGGUCACCUUCACCAAGAACUCCACCAUCACGGACAUGACGCGCCGCGACCGCCUGCAGUUCCGCGGGCCCAACGCCUCGCUGCAGCUCCUCACGCUGCGGCCGUCCGACGAGGGUGUCUAUCGCCUGGACCUCAACGUCGAGUUCCACAACCGCACCGGCCACUUCCUCAAUGUGGAGAAGACGGUGCAUGUCACGGUGGACGUUCCUGUCUCUUCUCCCACCAUCGGGAUGAGUCCCACGUAUCCCGUGGUGGAGGACAGGGAGAACGUCACCUGGUCCUGUUCGGUCCAGAUCGGGACCAAGGUGGGGUUCCAGUGGCUGAGGAACAACGUGGUGCUGAGGCCCGGGAAGAGGUACUGGUUCUCGGAGGACAGCUCCACGCUGGUGGUCAGCCCUGUGAGGAAGGAGGACAAGGGGGAGUACAGCUGCCUGGCCAGGAACCACGUCAGCCAGAUGCUCAGCCGGAGCAUGGACCUCAACGUGUACUACGGCCCCUACAACCUGGCGGUGAACCCGGCCCAGGGCCAGGGCCAGGGCAAUAUGUUCUACAUCAACCCCGGGGAGCUGUCGUACUUCGACUGCAAGGCCGACUCCAACCCGCCCAACAGCUACGUGUGGAUCUCCAAGAACGCCAAUAGCAGCCAGGUGGUGAUGCUGGGGCCCCGGCUGAAGGUGCGCUUCUACCGCCCGUUCCAGCGCGAGGAGUACCUGUGCAGAGCCUUCAACAACGUGACGGAGAAGCAGGACGAGACGCAGUUCACCCUGUGGGUGACCGGUUCCGGGACAGGCAAAGAGAAGCACUCACAAGUCAGCAGCUCAGUAUCGCCUCUGGCAGCCAUUACUAUCUGCUCGUUGUUCAUCAUCGCGUUUAUGGUGUUGUUCUUUCUCAGGAGAGCGUGCCAUCCCAAGAGAGUGCUAAUGAACAUUUACAACAGACCACUAACGGAACAGAGGAGACCACAUCUAUCAGGUCAUGAAGAUGCAACAGAGGAUUUCGGUAUCUACGAGUUUGUCGCUGUUUCUGGGUUAAUGGAAUCCACACAGGCGUCUUGCAGAUCUCUUGCCAGGCUCGAGUCAAUGCAGGACGUGCAGACAACGAUCUACGACGUCAUCAGACACGUUCCCGAGACCCCCGGCCACACUUUGCUCACUGUGCCCUCCCCCACACAGGCAGCAUUGAGACAGUAGCCUGUCACUUUUGGACGCUCAACAUAUGCAGAAGUUCCCCUGUGCCGAAGUCUCACUCGCACACAGCUUUGGGUGGAUCUGGAUUAAAACUGCCUGCAUGUGAAUAUGUUCAUUCUCAUGAUGCACUGCUACUGUCUAGAGUGUACCGUAGCACGACAGAUGUUUAAUGUCUGUUAACUGCCUAUCGUUGACUGGUUACAAUUUUGUGGUGUAAAAAACGGCUUUAGCAGUAGCCUUUGUAGUGCCCCCUUGAGAGGAGAUGCUGAAAAGGCAUAAGCCUGUGUGUGUGUGUGUGUGUGUGUGUGUGUGUGUGUGUGUGUGUGUGUGUGUGUGUGUGUGUGUGUGUGUGUGUGUGUGUGUGUGUGUGUGUGUGUGUAUCUUUAUGUACACUUUAUGUAUAGAUCCACGUUCUUGCACUUGCUGUCCAUAUCUUUCAGGGAAAACAAUCGGCCACUGAUUAAUGAAGAAAGUGUUGAUGAGUAUCAUCUUGUAAAUAUUGUCAAUAUUUUUUGGCAAUGUAGAUUUGCCAUUAUACAUCAUUUUUUAUUUAUUCUUAAUGAGAGAUUUUUACCCACCAAUGUAGCGUUUCCCUCGUUCAACAUUGUUGCAAUUAAAUAUUUACAGAUAACAGAUGCUUUUAUAAAAUGACUGUACAGAAAUUAAUUAAAUUGACAUGUGUGCUUUUUGUAUUUUAAUAAAGAUU
This is a messenger RNA of Gadus chalcogrammus (walleye pollock), 2240 nucleotides long. RefSeq names its product HEPACAM family member 2 (gene hepacam2). The coding region runs from base 137 to 1537 and encodes 466 amino acids. The record is from RefSeq and is a predicted model, not a curated record. Lineage: Eukaryota; Metazoa; Chordata; Actinopteri; Gadiformes; Gadidae. The transcript is spliced from 9 exons.